AUUCCUCUAACGCCACCCACGCCUCCCCCCUCCACCUGCCCCUUCCUUGGCAGAUCCGCCUAUGCCUCCCUCAAGGGCCCGUGCCCCACCACAUCUGCGCUGCCGCAAGCCCUCGCCCCCGCCGCCGACCGUCGUCGCGAUGACACCGCAGCUCCUCGCCUCCGUCGUCGAGGCUGUCGGCGGGGAGGACCGCAUCACCGGCCUCCCCAAGGAGCUCCUCGCACUCGUCUUCGGCAUGCUCGGCUCCGGCAACUGCAAGCACUGCUCCCUCGUCUGUUGCCGCUGGCUCACCAUCAAGGCCGCCUCCCGCCUCCGCCUCGUGCUCGACGCCCGGGUGCCACUCCUUUGACGACGAAGCACUCCCCGCGCUCCUCCACUGGUGCGGCUCACCGGCCUCCCCGCGCACUCCAGCUACUUCGAGCCCUAUGCCCCGUGGCAGGAGGCGGCGGGACAGCAGCCACACGAGCAAGCAUUGGGGUUGGUGUACGACGCGGCGAGCGGGACGACGGCCGUGAUUUGUGAGCUCUGUUCCACUGCGCGUAGGCAAACCAGUGUAGGUGCGUGAUGCAUGGAGGCAGCUUCUCAAGCACCGUGGUGAAGGCCCACUCACUCCCCUUCGGCCACAGAUGUAGAACCUACAGAUGGGCGAGGGGAGCUUCUUCGUGAGUGCCUUCCCUUUGUUCGUUCUGCAUACUAGUAGUUGUUAUCUCAUCUCCUCACAAUUUCAAUGCAAGCUUUUCAUCUUACAGCAUGCUAGUAUUACCCUUUGGCUAGAAACGUAUAGCCUGUAGAUGUAUUGAUUUACUAUUUUAUUUCCUAAUCAACAGGACAAAGGGUGUAUGUUGCUCGAUUGAAGCUGUAGAUGGUAUUUGUAGAUGUUAUGCAUACUGCACGUGUGUUAGCUUUAAUAAUGAUAGUAUCUAGGUGUAGCUUAUAACUUAUUUCUGUUUUUCAUUUUCCUGUCAUGUUUGCCAUAGUUUGGUGGAGCUUUGUGUCCUUCAACAUUUUAUAAGCAGGAGCCAGGGAGGGUGACAUGUUCAAGUGAUUAUGAGCACGAGCUUGAAUUUGCAUGGCAAUAAACUACUUCGGAGCCGCCGCCGGCUCCUGCCACUUCUGAGCCAAGGGAAUCGAGGGUGUUUUCCGCUCUUGCCUCCAUCUCGAGGACCAUCAAGCGCCUCUAUGGCCUCGCUAAAUCUGAGCCCAUCAAGGCUAUGGAUCCGGGGGCAAUCAAAGCUGCACUGGGAAGCCGCAGCAGCGGCUUGGAACCAUCGCCCGACAGUAAGCACAAGCAGCUGUCCAGCAGCGAGCUGCAACCUGCAAGCAUAAGCAGAGCUAUUUGCAAUCGUAUUGUACAUAUACGCAACAUUAAGGUUCUUCACUAACUGAUAUUUGUUUCUACUCACAGUUGUACUAUUUUGUGUUAGCAUUUUUUAGGAAACUUAUGCUAAAUCAACUAGCAUUUUGGUAAAAACUCAUAAGCAUUUCAAUUGGGUUAGUAAUGUCCUUUUACGAUCUCGUAUAGUCAUUUUAGUGUUGGUUCUCAAGAAUAUUCUACAGAGGCAAUAAUAUUAGUUCCGGUAGGCAAUAAUAUCAGUUUCCAUAAGCAAUAAUAUUGCUCUACCUAGGCAUAACAAUACAAUUUCACAAGAAUUGUGUCUGCGGGUGUUUUAUAAACCGUAACUUUAAUUUUGAUGUUUCUAUUUGGUAGCUUGCUGAGCCUCCUUUACCGUCAACACCAGGGAACACAUAUAUGUGAUCCUCAUGAUGGCGGUCCACCACUGGGGGAGAAUGCUGGUACAAUUGCACCCUUGAGGACAUAGCUGGGGAGUAAAAGAAGCGACUGCUCCCGGAAGGCACCGGGACAAACAGUAGUGUGGUUUAGAAAAGCUCUAGCCGUUGAACCUGUCAAGGGCAAUCUGUGGCUCAGUGGGUGCUCAGAUUGUGGUCAUGAUGGAGGUGUGUACAGCUCCCCCAUGCGUAUGUUGAAGGUAAUACAUCGUUACGAUGAGUCAUUUUAUCAAUCUUGCUUUUCUGACUGCCUGACUAUGUUGUCAUAUGAACCUGUUUAUCUAGGAGUCUUAUUUUGCUAAAUGAUAUUUUAAUCAGUGAGCUAGGCAACCUAGUGCAUUAUCUAGGCAAUUCUUCUGAUUUCAUGUAUGCAACUCAAUGCAUUUAUCUAGCCAAUUAUACCAAUCUUAAAAAAAAAGUUCAAGCAUCGUUUGUUUACUGAAGUAUUCAGCCUUGGUGAUGUUUUACUCCUGAUACUAACUGCACUUGCUACUCUUUCACUAAUUUGUGUUCCUUUCCUCCUUUUAGUCCUCCAAAAGUGUGUUCAUAAGUUGGUUGAUGUACUUUUCUUUUCUGCCUGCAAGUUUCUUCAGCAGAUCAACACUAUAACAUGCUCUACAUCUGUAAGGCUGCUAACAUUUUUUUGUAUAUCCAGAGUUUAAUUAGAGUUUUCAAUUUUUGAUCCAUAGUGAAAUAAAGACUUUCCUUUUUUAUUACAUAUUUGGUGUUUGGUGAUCAGAAAGUUCAUGAGAUCAUCAUCGGCAGCAGUUUAGUUGCACCUCAACCUAGCUUGAUUUUAUUCAUGUGUAACUUGAUAUUAGUUGUAGUACCUUCAAUAUUUUUGUUUGGUGGUAGUUUUAAUCAUCGGCUGUAAUCAACAGUACAACAGUUGAGGCAAUCAUGAUUUGUAUGUGGUAAUAGUUUUGAAACUAUGUGAAUAUUUGGAAUUUAGAUGAGGUGAAACUUUGUAAAUGUUCUAAUUUGCUUUCAGAUUUUCAUAAUUUUGCUUAUGAGGUUUCAAAAGUUGCUUUUGUCAUUGCAAAUUUUGAAACAUCUAGAAGCAAGCAAAUUAGGAGAGGGAUGGUGCCACAGUGGUACAGGUCUGAUUUUUUGGCGAAAACAUUAAUCAUGACUGGAGCCAACUAUUUUUUUCCUGAUCUAGCAGUUCUUUACCAAAUAAAAAAAACUAGUAACCUGCUUAUCUAAAAAAGGGACGGGCCGUACGGCCGGCCUAAAUUACGGCCGGCCGUACGUUAGCCAACCCCUUCCUUCUUUCCUAAUAAUUCAUAGAGAUGGAAGAUUUCCUUCUUUUCCACGGAACACACCGCUCAGACGCUUCGACGGAACAAUCGCCAAGGCCACCACACGAGGCUUCGACGGACGGUCGCAGAUCUCCUGCCGUGCCUCGCCGGGACUCGCCCACGACCGUCUGAUCGCUUCCACCUCGAUCACGCAGGCUCGCACCCAACCGCAAAGUUCUUUCCCCCGCCGCCGGCUAAAACCCCAAUCCGAUCUGCUCGGUCGAUCCCCUUCUCCCUCCCUGCCUAUAAAUCCGCCCCCUCCGCCGGCUCCCCCUCACCAAUCACCACAUAGAUUUCGAUUCCUUCCACCAGAACAAUCCCCCCGUUCCGAUCGUGUAGGAGCAGCGGCAGCAAGUCCAGAGCGAUCCGCCGCCGAGGGAGAUCGAUGGCGAGCUUCAGGGUCGCCGACGCCUCCGAGUACCUGGGCAUCACGGGCUGGGGCAUCGACGACGUCAAGCUCGCGAAGAAGGCGUGGGUGUGGGUCGGCCAGCAGUGCAAGAAGUUCGACAUCACGCCCGUCAACUACGAGUUCGAGGUCCACGCCAUGAGCUCCGAGAAGCUGCCCUUCAUCCUCCCCGCCGUCUUCACCUGUUCACCAUCGGGCCCAAGAUCGCCGACGACGGCACCCACGGGGCCUCCCUGCUGCUCUACGCCAAGCUCAUCGCGCCGCACGACAAGAACUCGUCCCACGUCCGCGAGCUCGUCAAGGGCGUCAUCCAGGGCGAGACGCGCGUGCUGGCGGCGUCCAUGACCAUGGAGGAGAUCUUCCAGGGCACCAAGUCGUUCAAGCAGGCCGUCUUCGAGAACGUCCAGCUCGAGCUCAACCAGUUCGGCCUCUACAUCUACAACGCCAACGUCAAGCAGCUCGUCGACGUCCCCGGCCAGGAGUACUUCUCGUACCUCGGGCAGAAGACGCAGCAGGGCGCCGUGAAGCAGGCCAAAGUGGACGUCGCCGAGGCGCGGAUGCGCGGCGCCAUCGACGCCAAGGAGCGGGAGGGGACCACGCUGCAGAAGGCGGCCGAGGUGGACGCGCAGACCAAGGUCUUCCGCGUGCGCCAGGAGGCCAUCGGGAUCAAGGAGCAGGCCAAGGUGGAGGCCGAGGUCAAGGUGUUCGAGAACGAGCGGGAGGCCGUCGUCGCCGCGGCCAAGGCCGACCUCGCCACCAAGAAGGCCGCGUGGGACCGGCAGACCAAGGUGGCCGAGGUCGAGGCGGCCAAGGCCGUCGCCAUCCGCGAGGCCGAGCUGCAGAUAGAGGUGGAGCGGAAGAACGCGCUGCGCCUCACCGAGAAGCUCAAGGCCGAGCAGCUCAGCAAGGCCACCGUGCAGUACGACACGCAGGUGCAAGACUCGAACGCGGCGCUGUACAGCCGGCAGAAGGCCGCGGAGGCGAAGCUGUACGAGCAGCAGAAGGCCGCGGAGGCGCGCAAGGCGCAGGCGGACGCGCAGUUCUUCGAGCAGAAGCUGGCCGAGGACGCCAAGCUGUACGCCAAGCAGAAGGAGGCGCCUAGAAGUUGACAUUAUCAAAGAAGAAUGACCCACAAUUGGAUCUCGCGCGCGAUAACUCGGCUCCCAGCUGGGAAUCCCAUGAGCUCUCCUUACCUCAUCUCCAGGUAGCAGAGUUCGAGAAGUUGAUGGGGACUGAUGACGAACACCAGUUCAUACUGAGGCUGUGUUUAGAUCCCUGUAAAAAUGGGAGAAAAAAUCACAUCGAAUACUGUAGCAUACUGUAGCAUUUUUCAUUUGUUUGUAGUAAAUAUUAUCCUACUAUGACCUAACUAGGCUCAAAAGAUUCGUCUCGCAACGUACAUCAAAACUAUGCAAUUAGUUUUUUAUUUAC
Messenger RNA from Panicum virgatum (switchgrass), 4926 nucleotides. Its product is annotated as flotillin-like protein 2. Gene Ontology annotation, biological process: protein localization to plasma membrane. The record is from RefSeq and is a predicted model, not a curated record. Lineage: Eukaryota; Viridiplantae; Streptophyta; Magnoliopsida; Poales; Poaceae. The transcript is spliced from 6 exons. The coding region runs from base 3837 to 4604 and encodes 255 amino acids. Gene Ontology annotation, cellular component: plasma membrane; plasma membrane raft.